AUACGGAAUCCCCAUCUCUCUCUAGAAAAACAAACACCUCCACCCCCGUCUCCCUCUUUCACAAAUUGACGCAGAAAGGAUAACAGAUAGGAGAGAGAAUUUGGUGAAGAGGUUUUGGAGAGAGAAAACUAGUAAUAAUGGGGAGAUAUUUGGGGAAGUGUAAAGGUGUAGUCGGCGAAACUGCGGUGGUAGGGGUUAAAACCAGAGCUCGAGCUGCUCUAGCUAUGGCUGCAGCAGCUUCUGCAACUUCUUCGCCGGCAAAGAAGAUCAAGAAGGUUUCAAAGUCGCCAUAUAAUAUUCCUCAGCUAAGAAAUCGGCGAAAGAAUUUGUCGGCGCUGGAUAAUUCCACCGACAAAGAAACGACGCCGUCGGCAGCUGCGGUGGUUGUUGACGAAGAAGAGGUUGCGAAUUGCUCGGGCAGCGAGGUGAUUACUACAACCAGGUCCGAUUUUCCGGCGUCUUGUUGCUCAAGUAUUUACGGUCAGCUGAGUUCUAACAAAUCAGACGAAAUUGUUAAGGGUGAUGAUGAUGGUAGUUUGAGAAUUAGUACUCCAGAUCCAGAGGUUGAGAGCGGUGAGGCGUCGACAAAGCAAAAAGACUGCCAUAGAACAGAACCGAGAGAAGCUACAAAAUCAGACGACCAGGAAUCUCCAGCAACGACGGUUCCAGAUACGAAAUCGACGGUGGAGAUGAAGAUGAAGAUGACGCCGUCUAAUUCAGAAAUCGAAGACUUCUUUGCUGCUGCCGAGAAAGACCUCCACAAACGCUUCAGCGAUAAGUACAAUUUCGAUGUAGUGAAGGAUGUUCCAUUGGAAGGUCGUUACGAUUGGGUUCCAAUAAAGCCAUGAGAAGAAGACUUGUGUGAUGGAAUGGCUGAAUUUUCCUGCCACUGAAACUGCAAAGUAAAUCUUAAUUUUAGCUUUUUUUUCUUUCUUUUUAGCAGAAAUUGAUCUAAUUUCUCAACAUAAAAAAAUGAAAAGAGAAAGUAGCAGUGUUAAUUACUGGUAGCUAGUUAUUUUAGUUGGGAAUUAUUUUAGUCGUUGGGGAAGAAGAAGAAGUAGUGGGUAAGUACUAAGUACUAGUGGAUUGUACAUUCUGUCUCCUUGUGUAUCUUCAGUAAUAGUACUCUUUCAGGAAA
Spinacia oleracea (spinach) is the source of this 1138-nucleotide messenger RNA. Its product is annotated as cyclin-dependent kinase inhibitor 7. Lineage: Eukaryota; Viridiplantae; Streptophyta; Magnoliopsida; Caryophyllales; Amaranthaceae. Gene Ontology annotation, biological process: negative regulation of cyclin-dependent protein serine/threonine kinase activity. The transcript has 4 exons. Gene Ontology annotation, cellular component: nucleus. Gene Ontology annotation, molecular function: cyclin-dependent protein serine/threonine kinase inhibitor activity. Bases 138 to 848 code for a protein of 236 amino acids. The record is from RefSeq and is a predicted model, not a curated record.